Zymoseptoria tritici IPO323 is the source of this 1655-nucleotide messenger RNA. RefSeq lists its product as uncharacterized. Lineage: Eukaryota; Fungi; Ascomycota; Dothideomycetes; Mycosphaerellales; Mycosphaerellaceae. Gene Ontology annotation, biological process: transmembrane transport; carbohydrate transport. Gene Ontology annotation, cellular component: membrane. Gene Ontology annotation, molecular function: carbohydrate:proton symporter activity. The record is from RefSeq and is a predicted model, not a curated record. The transcript is spliced from 5 exons. Bases 45 to 1655 code for a protein of 536 amino acids.
AUCAUCUUCAGGUCUGUUGUUUGAGCAGAGACAUUAACGAUACCAUGGGUUUCACGAUCAAGCCGCCGCCCGGUACGCCUGGUAAGGCAUGGCCUGCGAUUUGCGUUGGUCUGUUCGUUGCUUUCGGAGGUGUCCUCUUUGGAUACGAUACCGGCACUAUCAAUGGAAUCCUGGCUAUGCCAUUCUGGCUGAAGACGUUCUCGACCGGACACGUCGACAAGAACGGAGAUCCGGCCAUCACGUCUUCACAGUCCUCCAUGAUCGUCUCCCUGCUCUCUGCUGGAACCUUCUUCGGUGCUCUGACGGCAUCACCCACUGGUGACUACAUCGGUCGUAAACUUGGUCUCAUGGUUUCUUGCCUUGUGUUCUGCUUUGGUGUCAUCCUCCAGACUGCUGCCACGGAAAUUCCACUCUUCACUGCAGGUAGAUUCUUUGCCGGCUACGGUGUUGGCAUGAUCUCUGCAUUGAUUCCUCUUUACCAGUCUGAGACUGCGCCAAAGUGGAUCCGUGGAACGAUCGUUGGCACAUAUCAGCUUGCGAUCACUGUCGGUCUGCUAUUGGCUGCGGUGGUCGAUAAUGCUACGAAGGAUCGCCAGGACUCCGGGUCUUAUCGAAUUCCAAUCGCCGUCCAGUUCCUGUGGGCCCUCAUCCUAGCCGGCGGCAUGCUCGUUCUCCCAGAGACGCCACGCAUGUAUAUCAAGCGUGGCAAGCCGGAGGCAGCAGCGAAGGCGCUCGCCAAACUUCGCAGACUCGACAUUGAUCACCCGGCGGUCGUGGAAGAGCUCGGUGAGAUCGCCGCCAAUCAUGAGUACGAGAUGUCGCUCGGAAAGGCAACCUACGCGGAUUGCUUCCGUGGAAACAUCGGUGUCCGCCUUCUCACUGGAUGUCUCUUGCAGUCGUUGCAGCAGCUGACCGGUGUGAACUUCAUUUUCUACUACGGCACAUCAUUUUUCAAGCGAGCUGGCAUCCAAAACUCCUUUGUCAUCAGCAUGAUCACGUCCGCGGUCAACGUCUCGUCCACCUUUCCCGGGCUGUACAUGGUCGAAACCUGGGGUCGUCGCCCACUCCUUCUCUUCGGGGCCGUCGGAAUGGCCGUCUGCCAAUUCAUCGUUGCCUCAGUGGGUGUCGGAGCUGGCGUCGAUAACCAGGCCGCUCAAAACGCCCUGAUCGCCUUCGUGUGCAUCUACAUCUUCUUCUUCGCCUGCUCGUGGGGUCCUUGUGCCUGGGUCGUUACCGGCGAGAUCUUCCCUCUCAAAGUCCGCGCGAAGUCCCUCUCCAUGACCACCGCGUCCAACUGGCUCCUCAACUGGGCAAUCGCCUAUUCCACACCCUACAUGGUCGAUCCAGGUCCAGGCAACGCCAACCUCGGCGCCAAAGUCUUCUUCAUCUGGGGCACCUUCUGCUUCGUGUGCAUCAUCUUCGUCUACUUCAUGAUUUACGAAACCAAGGGACUUGCACUCGAGCAGGUGGACGAGUUGUACGCCAAGGUUCCGCAUGCCUGGAAGUCAGCGGGUUUCGUACCCACUGUCUCUUUCACGGAAGUCACGGAGGUUGGUGGUGACUUCCGAAAGGCGAGCCUGGCGGAUAUCGAGAACAAUGCGAUGAGGAAGAAGUCGGUGCAGCAUGAGGAGCACAAUGCGGAUGAGAAGAGCUAG